Messenger RNA from Camellia sinensis, 3577 nucleotides. Its product is annotated as putative UDP-N-acetylglucosamine--peptide N-acetylglucosaminyltransferase SPINDLY. Gene Ontology annotation, molecular function: protein binding. Lineage: Eukaryota; Viridiplantae; Streptophyta; Magnoliopsida; Ericales; Theaceae. The record is from RefSeq and is a predicted model, not a curated record.
CAAAAGAAAACCAAGCAAAAAACUCUUUCCAAACCAAAAAAAAAAGGAAGGCUAUGUAGGUAACCGACGAGCACUAUGAGGUCAGUUGUUCCCCGUAGUGUGGAGACAUCAAAUCAGCGUCGGAGACAGAGCAGGCCACUAUCCCCCCCCUCUCUCUCUCUCUUACUUUCGUUCUCAGACAGUUCUCUCUCUCAUCGCGCGACUGUGCAGUGGCGCUAGCUGUGGACCUUGAAUGUAAGUGAGAUUGUAGUUUAUCCAGAUGGCGUGGAUGGAAAAGGAUGUUGGUAAUGGGAAAGAGAGGGACCCGGUUGGAGAUAAUGGGUCCAUGAAAGAAGAGCAGCCUGCUUCCGGUACCAAUAACUCUAGUGAUUGUAUUAGUCCUGGGCAAAAGAAAUUUGAAGGGAAGGAUGCUUUAUCUUAUGCCAACAUUCUUCGCUCCAGGAACAAAUUCGUUGACGCUCUUGCUCUUUAUGAGAGUAUAUUGGAGAAGGAUUGUGGAAAUGUUGAUGCUCACAUUGGCAAAGGGAUUUGCCUGCAGAUGCAAAAUAUGGGACGGCUUGCUUUCGAGAGUUUUGCUGAAGCAAUCAAAUUGGAACCGCAAAAUGUGUGCGCUCUUACUCAUUGUGGUAUCGUGUACAAAGAUGAGGGCCAGCUCAUUGAAGCUGCUGAGUCUUAUCAGAAGGCUCUGAGAGUGGACCCUUCAUACAAACCUGCAGCAGAAUACCUGGCAAUUGUUUUGACAGAUCUCGGAACUAGCUUAAAGCUUGCUGGCAACGCUCAGGAGGGAAUACAGAAAUACUACGAAGCUAUUAAAAUAGAUCCGCAUUAUGCUCCUGCAUAUUAUAACCUUGGUGUUGUUUAUUCUGAAAUGAUGCAAUAUGAUAUGGCCCUUGGUUGCUAUGAGACUGCAUUAGAGAGGCCCAUGUAUGCUGAAGCCUACUGCAACAUGGGUGUCAUCUAUAAGAAUCGUGGAGACUUGGAAUCAGCUCUUGCCUGUUAUGAGAGGUGUCUUGCUGUGUCUCCAAACUUCGAGAUUGCAAAGAACAACAUGGCAAUUGCAUUGACAGAUUUAGGAACAAAGGUUAAAUUGGAGGGAGACAUUGACCAAGGUGUGGAAUACUACAAGAAGGCUCUGUAUUAUAAUUGGCACUAUGCUGAUGCCAUGUAUAAUCUAGGUGUUGCAUAUGGGGAAAUGCUGAAGUUUGACAUGGCAAUUGUGUUUUAUGAACUUGCUUUCCACUUCAAUCCUCAUUGUGCAGAGGCAUGCAACAAUUUAGGAGUGAUAUACAAAGACCGUGACAACCUCGAUAAAGCUGUGGAGUGUUAUCAGUUGGCUUUAUCCAUCAAACCAAAUUUCUCACAGUCCUUGAACAAUCUUGGUGUCAUCUACACUGUCCAGGGUAAAAUGGAUGCUGCUGCAAGCAUGAUUGAGAAAGCUAUUGUUGCAAACCCUACAUAUGCGGAAGCGUAUAAUAACUUAGGGGUUCUUUAUAGAGAUGCCGGCAAUAUAACUCUGGCCAUUGAAUCUUAUGAGCAAUGCCUUAAGAUUGAUCCUGAUUCACGCAAUGCAGGCCAGAACCGAUUACUUGCAAUGAAUUACAUACAUGAGGGAACCGAUGAUAAACUAUUUGAGGCUCACAGAGAUUGGGGUAGGCGCUUUAUGAGGUUAUAUCCACAGUACACUUCAUGGGAAAAUCCAAAAGAUCCAGAACGACCACUUGUUAUUGGAUAUGUAUCACCUGAUUAUUUUACUCAUUCUGUAUCGUAUUUCAUUGAAGCACCUCUUGUAUAUCAUGACUAUGCAAAUCACAAGGUGGUGGUUUAUUCAGCAGUUGUGAAGGCAGACGCAAAAACUAACAGAUUUAGAGACAAGGUUUUGAAAAAAGGUGGGAUAUGGAGAGAUAUCUAUGGGAUUGAUGAGAAGAAGGUUGCAAGCAUGGUUAGAGAAGAUAAAGUUGAUAUCUUGAUAGAACUUACGGGUCAUACCGCUAAUAAUAAGUUGGGAAUGAUGGCAUGCCGACCAGCACCAGUUCAGGUGACUUGGAUUGGAUACCCAAAUACGACUGGUUUGCCUACCAUUGAUUAUAGAAUCACUGAUGCAUUGGCUGACUCUCCUGACACGAGACACAAGUAUGUUGAAGAGUUAGUUCGCUUACCAGAAUGUUUCCUUUGUUAUACACCAUCUCCUGAAGCUGGGCCUGUAUCUCCAACUCCUGCUCUUUCCAAUGGCUUCAUUACUUUUGGUAGCUUUAACAAUCUAGCAAAGAUAACGACCAAAGUGCUACAAGUCUGGGCUAGGAUUUUAUGCGCAGUUCCAAACUCUCGACUUGUUGUAAAGUGUAAGCCUUUCUGUAGUGAUAGUGUAAGGCAGAGAUUCCUUUCAACACUGGAGCAGUUAGGUUUGGAAUCCCAACGAGUUGAUCUUUUGCCUCUAAUUCUUCUCAAUCAUGACCAUAUGCAAUCAUAUGCUCUUAUGGACAUUAGCUUGGAUACUUUCCCAUAUGCGGGAACAACUACUACUUGUGAAUCUUUGUACAUGGGAGUUCCAUGUGUCACUAUGGGAGGUUCAGUACAUGCCCAUAAUGUUGGUGUGAGUCUUCUCAGUACAGUUGGGUUAGGCCAUCUGGUUGCCAAGAAUGAGGAUGAGUAUGUCCAAUUAGCACUGAAAUUGGCCUCAGACGUAACGGCUCUCUCAAACAUGAGAACGGGUCUGCGAGAUCUCAUGUCUAAGUCUCCCCUUUGUGAUGGAUCAAAAUUCACUCUUGGUCUGGAAUCAACAUACCGGAAAAUGUGGAAGAGAUUUUGUAAAGGUGACGUGCCAUCUUUAAGAUGCAUGGAAAUUCUACAACAGCAGCAGAUUCAUCAAGUUUCUUCUGAAGAGCCAACUGUGAAAAUCUCUGAGCCAACAAAGACAGCAACAAACUCUAGAGAAGGCCAUCUAGGUUCAGUCAAGAAAAAUGGGUUUAAUUUGGAAACUCAUUCUAUUUUAAAUCUCUCCACUAGUGAAGAAAAUGGGGUUGUCCUGUUGAAUCAGCCUAACUCGGGCAAUUUGAGCUGAAAUUCAAGUUUACAAGGAGUAUGCUAUUCCCGGUUUUAGAAAAUACGCUUAUUGCACAAGUGAAAUUGAGCCUCCUGUAUCGUAUAUAUUCAUCAAGGCGUGAUCUGCUGAAUUUGAGGCUGGAGUUAACUAUGGAGGCAACUAUUUGUUGCUAUUUGAUGCAUAGGGUCAAAUUUUUUUGGGAAGAGAACGCUAGCAAUGGUUGGUUCUCUAAUUUUGUUCCAUUCAAGAUAGGAUUGUAGUGUAUUGCAAUGUGGUAUGAAUGUUUGCACAUUCGUGCGCUUAUACUAGGUAUUGUCUUCAUCUCCCACCCCCUCUGAAUUAUAGAUGCUAGUGUGUGUGGCUUGUAAAAUGUAAGUUGAAAUAGGCUGCCUUUUAGUUUAAAUUUCGUGAUUUUGUGAAAUUUACUUAGAUGGGGAAAUGUUCUCAAUUCUAGUUUGAUGAUAUAGCAGUUUUAAGGGGGUUUGUGUGUUUAUAACAGUUUUAUAACCAUCCAAUGAAGGUUUUAAUUGUUCAACA